Molecule: messenger RNA, 1905 nt
Organism: Bufo bufo (common toad)
Lineage: Eukaryota; Metazoa; Chordata; Amphibia; Anura; Bufonidae
Product: deubiquitinase DESI2-like
Exons: 5
Coding region: 132-740 (202 amino acids)
Biological process (GO): protein deubiquitination
Molecular function (GO): deubiquitinase activity
Source: RefSeq, a predicted model, not a curated record
AACCUCCGAGUGGUUUGUUUGGAGGAUCUAGAAUGAAAACGUUCCCUUCCUUCUGUAACCCAUUGCAGUAUUGACCAGGAGGAAUUUACAAAAAUUGGGGAGACCCCCCCAAGGAACCGACCAGCUUCACAAUGGCAAAUGAACCGGUGAUACUAAACGUAUAUGAUAUGUACUGGAUUAAUGAAUACACCUCAACGUUGGGCAUUGGAGUAUUUCAUUCAGGGAUAGAAAUCUAUGGAAGAGAGUUUGCCUAUGGAGGACAUCCCUACCCAUUUAGUGGGAUAUUUGAGAUCACACCUGGCAGUGCAGUGGAACUUGGAGAAACUUUCAAAUUUAAGGAAGCUAUAGCACUUGGCACAACGGAUUUCACAGAAGAAGACAUCGAUAACAUCAUGGAGGAACUGGGGAAGGAAUACAAGGGCAACGCCUAUCACUUAAUGCACAAAAACUGCAAUCAUUUCUCUGCGGUUCUGGCUGAGAUGCUGUGUGGAAAGGAAAUCCCACGUUGGGUGAACCGCUUAGCUUACUUCAGCUCAUGCAUACCAUUUCUCCAGAGUUGCCUACCUAAAGAGUGGUUGACACCAGCAGCUCUACAGAGUCACAUCAGCCUCGGCCUCCAGCGAGAAGACCAAGGAGACAUAACAGAUGAGGACUCUCCAUCGACAUUGAAUGUGGCAGCGGGCACCACAACAACGGCCUCAGCUGGGGCAUCACGAACCUGUAGACACACUAGAGUUUAAGUGACCGUGUUCUUCAGGACUCUCUUCUGAAUCACGAUCACCUAUCUCACGACCUGGUUUUACUCAGACUUUGCUUUGGGGAAAUUUUACCAUUUUCUGUGAAUUCUCUCUCCCACAGUGUGAUUCUUUGCAUUUUGAAAGGAUCAUGAUUAUGCAAAAAGCAACAAUUUUCUUUAGAAGAUUAAUUCCCAAGGAAUUCAUGUGUUGGCUGCGUUUUCCUAUUUCUUUUUCAUUUCUUCACCACAUGCACGUAUCGCCUACACAGGGUGAAGGGGGCAAAGAUUGGGUCCACAUCACGUUUUUCCCAUCCGUUUAACGUAUACAUUAAUUGGUUGCCUCAGACUGAUGCAAUUGUUCACCAUAGAGUUCCAUUGUAAAAUAAAACAAAAAAAACGUAUACUUUGUUUUACCGGACUCUGCAGGAUACAAGAAUGUGGAGUGCUGCAUUUUUGUAUCCUAAUGUAUACGUCAAACUGAGACAUAAAAUGUGAUGUGAACCCACCCAAAUAUUGAUGGCGUUGUCACUAUGUCAUCAGAUUGUAAUUCUAAGAAAUGGAUAGGACACGAAGGAUGAAUAAUCCGGUUCAAAAUUGUGCCUUUCCAAAAUGCAGGUGACUUGUACAAAUAUCUAAGUUUCUCUACAUCGCAUCGUCUUGAUUGUAUAUCACUGGGAUAUGGCUUCACUUCCUGCUCAGUGGAAGUCGGAGCUUUUCGACUGCUGAGACCCCCAUCAAUCCUCAGGAUGAAGGGGCUGCAGUGUGCUCCUGUCCGCACACUGUCCAUUCACUUGAACAGGCAUGGUCCUGAACAGGUGGUGGUCAGGAGCCAUAGCAUUAUACCCCAUUAAAGUGCAACCCCAAUAUCAGAUAAAAUGCAGGCAGAUCAUACCGUACAUACAGAGGUAAAUCUGCCAUACGCGAGAUUAAACUUAGGCUAGUCCAAGCUUGUUUAGCCGACAGCCAGGGACGGACUGGAUACUAAAAGCGGCCCUGGAAAAAACUAAAAGUGGCCCUAUGUUGUAGGCAAAUCCAAACUGACAGAAGGUGGCGCCAACAGAAGAAGGUGGGUUAGCAUUAACAUACUGCGGCACAUAAUACCACCCCAGCAGAACCUAAUACCACAGUGCAUCUCAAAAGAAUGCUUCAGCAGCACAAAAUACGUCCCC